UAUAUAUAUCAUGCUCAAUGACUGACUUGAAGUGAUAAAACUAAAAUGGCCAAGAAUAUCAUCAUCUUCAUGAUAUUCUUCACUCUUUUGUAUGCGGCCGGAACAGCUAAUUCCUCCGCAGCUACCACGACGACUACUACUACUACUACGAGCUUUAUCCGGGCGUCGUGUGAAGUGACAACAUACAAGGCGGUGUGCGUGCAGUCCCUGGUGGGAUACGCGAGUGCAAUCCAGCGGAGCCAGCGGCAGUUGGCCCACACGGCUCUGGCGGUGAGCUUGGAGCGGGCGCAGGCGAGCAGGACUCUGAUGAGCAAGAUGACAAAGUUGAGGGGUCUGAAGCCGAUGGAGCAUCAGGCCAUCCGCGACUGUAUGGAGGAGAUGGGGGACAGUGUGGACCGGAUAAGGCAAUCGGUUCAGGAGCUGAAGAUAACAUUAAUAAUGGCGCAGGAAGGGAAGAAGAAGAAUAAGAAGGAGUUGUUGUGGCACCUGAGCAACGUGCAGACGUGGGUUAGCACGGCUUUAACUGACGAGUCGACUUGUAUGGACGGGGUCUCCGACAGGGGAUUUAACCCCAGGAUUAAGGCAGAGAUUAGAAACAGAGUAACAAAUCUUGCUCAGGUCACUAGUAAUGCCUUAGCCCUCAUUAAUCACUUUUCUACUCUUCUUUAGUCCCCUCCUCCUCCUCUCCUCUUCCUCUCUUAAUUUUUAUGUAGCCCCCUCCCCUUCGUCCGAUUGAUCUUAUUCUACUUCCUAGUAGUAACAAAUAAUUUGAAAUUUUCUUUUCUUU
Molecule: messenger RNA, 787 nt
Organism: Impatiens glandulifera
Lineage: Eukaryota; Viridiplantae; Streptophyta; Magnoliopsida; Ericales; Balsaminaceae
Product: 21 kDa protein-like
Exons: 1
Coding region: 46-669 (207 amino acids)
Biological process (GO): negative regulation of catalytic activity
Molecular function (GO): enzyme inhibitor activity
Source: RefSeq, a predicted model, not a curated record